CACUUUCCUCCCGAUCCAGACUUCGGAGGACUGGUUGAGCGAUUCAUGAGUCGUAUACCGUACAAAAUUGCGAGCAAGGAAUACGAAAUCUAAUACGAUGAUUUAUACUGAUUUCUUGUGAUUCCGAUGCUCCAAAUAUCGUAUAUUGCUAUACAGUUGAUUGGUGCGAUAGGGUUUUGGAGUUUCUGAAUGGUCAAAAUGGCGGAGCCUCCAUCACGAGUCACCAUAACCCUAGGACGCAGUGGCCAGGUGGUAAAGAAAGCAGCGUCUUCGAUAGAUUUUUCGUUUAAUGAUUCGCAGCCGGCAGCUGGGAAUAAACGGUCAGUUAGAGAUAGGCUUGGAGCUGCUGUGGAUUCUACUUCGCAACUCAGUAGUAAACGUCAGCGGGGAGAUGGCAAUGGAUGGGGCAGUAGUGCCUCUAGUGGUGUUGAUGAUGCAAGGCUUGAUAAAGAUGACCUUCGAUUCAAAAUUAUGCGGAAAUCUGUGAUGAAAAGAAGUCAAAGUAGUGGCCAGCAGACUGGUGUGGACCUGCGCAGUAUGCUGUCAAGAUCAGCACAAUCUUCAGUAACACCAACCAAUACACAGCACCGUAUGCCUGAGCCAAAGGAAACUAGACAUCGUUAUCCAGAUACAUGGGAUUCUAGACAGCGUGUGCUUGAGGGCAGGGAUUCUAGACAGCGGAUGACUGAAAGCAGGGAAUCUAGACCUCUAAUGCCAGAUACCAGGGAUAGUAGACAGCGUAUGCCUGAAUUAAAGGAUGUCAGAUAUCAAGUGCCUGACCGUCAGAGUGUAGACAUUCUUCGACAAGCUCCUUCUUCAAGAAAUGUGGAUGCUUUGCCUUUAAUGGACUCAAUGAGAAGCUCUUUUUCACCCUGGACAUUGGAACGUUUAAGGCGCAGAUCACCAGAUGGGAUUUUAAGUUCCAGAGGUGUUUCACCCCCAAGGAGCGGGGAAGAAUUACAGAGAAGGCCUACAGUAAGGGCAUAUGAUGAUCCUAGACUGGGCUCAUACAGUAGCAAAGAUUUUUCUCAGUUUUCACGGCCCAUGAGCUCUACAUAUUUGUCAAGCACUGCCCUACCCGCUGCACCUGCGAAGACAAUGGUGCCAAUGCAUGCACCAAUUCCUCAUCCUGGUGGACUAGCUCAGAGAAGUUCAUAUGGAGUAAAAGGUGAGGAUCUACCUACUGUUGAUGGCUUUUUGCACUCAUUGGGUCUGGAAAAAUAUGCUAUAAAUUUUAAGGCUGAGGAGGUGGAUAUGCAUGCUUUGAAGCAGAUGGGUGACAAUGAUCUUAAGGAGUUGGGGAUACCUAUGGGGCCACGAAAGAAGAUUAUACUUGCGCUGUUAUCUCGUGCCAAGCGGCAACUAUGAGAGGCAAGUGCAGUUGACCAGAGACAAUGACAGGUUGGGUGCCAGUGCAAUUAGUGCAAAAACAAGAUUAUCUAAUCACCAUCCAUUGCAAUUCACCCAUCUGUCUCACUUUGCCAAGUAAUCAAUUGUUACAUUGUGGGAACUCAUUGCAAAUCUUUGUAUAUGGCAAAAAAGUUUUCCUAAUCUUCAUGACAAAGUUGAAGCUUUGCUAGUGCCUCUGUUGUGAGCUGACCCUAAUGAACCCCUUAUGGCUCAGCACUUUUACCCUGAAGACAAAUUGAUAGAUGAUUGCAUUUUCUAAUCAGAAUUGAAUGGAAAUAAUUUUUGGAAUUGUGUAUACAGGACUAUAUGGGUGUGUUUGGUUCUCUUUAUGGGCCUGCAAAUCUCAUAUAACUUAAUAGAAUGUUAUGUCUACGUUUAGUUUUCUAGAA
Messenger RNA from Ipomoea nil (Japanese morning glory), 1799 nucleotides. RefSeq lists its product as uncharacterized. The transcript is spliced from 7 exons. The record is from RefSeq and is a predicted model, not a curated record. Gene Ontology annotation, molecular function: protein binding. NCBI's taxonomy places the organism in Eukaryota, Viridiplantae, Streptophyta, Magnoliopsida, Solanales, Convolvulaceae. Bases 190 to 1368 code for a protein of 392 amino acids.